AUAUCCGACGAGCUAAGCUAGCUAGCUAGCUGUACUGUACGUUGCCGAGAGACGAUACGCUGUCUGUGUUUACCGUUUUGUUCUGCUACAGCCUACGCAACGGAGUGGUAAUAUAUCCCUAGAAUGGUAUAGAUUGACACGAAAACGUCCACCAUGGAUUUGGAAACGAUUGAAGAGAUUGACGAUGCUGCCCUUUCUGAGUUUGGUAAGGAGACAGAAGAGAGGGAAGAACUUGAAAAAGAGUCUGAAGACCUGAAGACAGAAGUGCCAGAUGACGUCGAUGAGAAAACGGAUGGAGAUUCCUCGGAGAAAAGAGAGGAUGAGAACGCAAAUGAAAUAAUUUUGACUUCUGGUGAAGAAACUCGUCCGGUGAAUACAGUUGUGGAUUCAGAUAUGCAGACAUGUACUCUUGACGAAGCACAUGAAGUUAUUCAAGAAAUCUCAAAUGAGGAAAAUGUUGCCCCUGCACCAUUGGAUGUAAGUUCAUUGGUAUACAGGGAUACUCAUGGCAAGUUUUGUUUGGAUCUAUCAGAAGAGGACAUCAGCGUGAUACCCUCAGACACCUUUGAGCUAGAUUUCUUAAAUUACUUUGCAGUGACAUGUUUACCUCUGUACAAGAUCCCAUCUGGUCUCAGUUACCUUCGGCAGCUUGAUGCCUUGAUACUGCGAGAGUGUUCUUUAGCAGAGUUCCCAAAGAGUAUAUGUGCAUUGCCGCUCCUGGAAAACUUAGACUUGAGCGGAAAUGAAAUCCUGGAGAUUCCGACGGAAAUAAGAAUGCUAUCCUCGUUGCGACAGAUUGACCUAUCAGACAAUCAACUUACCGUCUUACCCGAUGAAUUCUGCCACCUGCGUGAACUCAUCUGCGUCUUUCUCUCCCAGAACAAAUUGACCAGCCUGCCCACCAACAUCUCGCAUCUUCGCAACAUCCAGGUCUUUGAGAUGAACAAUAACAUGUUGAAAUGGUUACCGAAACAAGUCUGUCUCUUGGAUCAACUUGUGAAGCUCAGUCUUUGUGGGAACUACCUUCAGACGUUGCCUGCGGACAUCGAGUACCUCUUUAAUCUCCAGGAGUUGCAUCUCGAACAGAACAGCUUCUUCUACCUCCCCAUCCAAAUAUACUGGCUUCCGGAGCUGGAGGAACUGUACCUGAGUCAGAAUCAUAUCCAGGAGAUAUCUCCAGAGAUUCAGAAGCUCACUAAGCUUAAGGUCUUAGAUCUGAGUAACAAUGAGCUAAGUACAGUCCCACAAGAGAUAUGUCUUCUCCUAAACUUAGUAUUUCUUGGUCUCAGCUCCAACAGGCUAACAUCUCUCCCAGACAACAUGAAUAGACUUUACAAGUUGGUGGAAUUCUUAGUAGGAAAUAACGAGCUGACAGAAAUUCCCGAUGACAUCUCUCUCCUGUCCGAGCUUCAAGUCCUUGAUCUGUCCAAUAACCAUAUACCGGAUCUACCUGUUGAGAUUGCAAGUCUAAAGCAGGUAUAUGUGCUAUCGCUGCAAGGAAACCAGAUAUCUAAGUUCCCACCUGGUGCCUGCCUUCUUAGCCAAUGUCAAGAGUUGACAUUUGACAGGAACUUACUUAGUAGACUACCCAGUGAGGUCAAGCACAUGAAAUCAUUACAGAGUGUUACAAUCACCAACAAUAGACUUGAACAGUUUCCUAAGGAGUUGUGUGAAGUAAGGACGCUUCAAUUCUUGAAUCUGAGUCAGAACCGCAUCAGUUCCGUACCAGCCUCUGUGCGCCGUCUCCAGAAUCUUGAGAAGUUAAUCCUCGACCACAACACCUUCCCAGCGAUUACUCCGGAAAUGUGCACACUCAAGAACUUGGUAUCCCUCAGCAUGUCGGACAACCAGAUAAAAGAGAUCUGUGAGGAGGUCAGUAUGUACCAACGGUUAGAGGCCCUAGACCUUUCCAACAACAAGUUCCCGGUAUUUCCUCCGGAGAUCUGGACCAUCCCACGGCUCAGGAUCCUACACUUCAUCCAGGAAAAGGGUGUCAAGGCUUCAUUCCUGCAGCCUGCUAUCUACAACUGCUCCGAACUCGAGGAGAUCUACGUCCAGAACAACUGCCUGACCAUGAUCCCAAACACCAUCAGAGCCCUAUCCAAGCUCAGGGUAUUCUGUGCUUCCGACAACUGCCUCAUGGACAUCCCGGAUGUCUUUUGUGAGCUGAAGAACCUGGAGGUCCUGGAGCUUGAAAGGAAUGAGAUCAAGUCUCUGCCAAUAAACUUUGAGAUGUUGACCAAGCUACGGGUGUUAGGACUUGAUGCCAAUCCAUUGGCACACCCUCCAAGUGAGGUUUGUGAAGGAGGAGCCAUGGACCCAAUCACCAGCUUUAUCAGGAGAGCAGAUGAAAGAGAGGAGGCCUUGCUUCACAAAAUGUUCACGUGCGUAGCGGCAAACCUGAGAGAGCGGGAGGCGCAUGACCUGAUGCGCGUCUUUCACUUCCCGAAGGAUGUCAUGACCCUGAUAGAGAAACAGCAUCGAGGAUCCCCUCCGGAUGCCCUGACCAUGUCCGUCGUCAGACGGUGGCGGGAGGAGAAGGGACGUGCUGCGUCUCCCGAUGAGCUGAUACGCUAUGUCGGGUUGAUAGACAUGCCAGUGGUGACAAACAAACUGAAGACAAUGCGUGUGGACUCCCAGGUUCAUAGGCUAUGAGUUCAUCGGAGCCGUUACCGGACUGUGUCAAGGUCGUCGUCAAUCAGUAAAGAAUCAAACAGUGUUGCACAAGCCUGAGCAAUCGACCAUAGCAUCAAUUUUCGUGAUUGAAUGCACUAAAUGAUAAUUGCGAUUAAUCAUAGAAACCAUUCCCAUGAUCAGUUGUCAGGUCGUGUAUUGUGGGACCAUGAUCUUAUGAUCGUGGAUAUUGAGAACAUUGGCCUGUUUUGUAAGGAUUUGAUGAUUGAUCAAAUUAAAUUACAAAGAUAGAAAGCCAAUGAUGUCAUGUUCUGUUCCUGAGAUUGGUUGAAUUGAUGACAUUUAUGGAGAGCAAUAUGGUCGGAUAGGUAGCUUCUAGGUGAUGCAUUUCGGCAUGGCUUGCUUUCGAUAGUUGGGAUUGAUUUGAAUUUAUUGCAAUUCUUUAUGAGGCUUGGUCAGUGCUUCACAUUUUAUUUCAAGGCCAAGAGCUCUGAAGGAGGUAAUCAUUAGGCAUAUUCACAUAUCUGCCAGAUCAGAAAAAUAGCCAUCAAUUAUGAGAACUUUUCCAGGCUACAAAUUACCUCUUAAUAGAUUUUACUCAUUCAGAUUCGCCUGAACAAAAUAGUACCCUCAGCAUUAUCACAAAAGUAUUGCAUCCCUUUCGCAAACAAUGCAUAUUUUUCUUGUGUAAUUUGACUCUCAAAAUUCGGAAAAGUGCCUUCUAAUGUAUGUGUGUUAGAUUUUUAAGAUGAAUAACAAUUCCACGUUAAAAAAAAAUUGGUUGGCGGCGUAGUCACAGCAUUUUUAAAGGUGGGGUUAAUUUGCACCCCCCCCCCCCCCGGAAACUCAGAAACUAAGAUUUAAGCACUACUGGAGAAACAAAUAGCUACAUGUAUUUUUAUCAAACAAAGGUACUGUACAUAAGGAUUCAAUUAAGUCUAGAUCUUUAGAUAGAAAAAUGCAUCUUUUUUCUUACAUCAUUUUGAGAAUUUCAAGUGAAAGCUGAUGUGCAUUCAGACCAGUGUUUCUUUUGCUUUGACCACUGCCAAUACAGACAAGGAAGUGAAAUACCAUUACAUGACAUGAUCAAACCCAUAAUACAAUGUACAUUUACAUUUUAGAUGCUUAUAUUUUCCUUUGAUACCAGUAUGUAUUGAUACAUGUAUGUCGUAUCACACUUUUUGUAUUGCUGCACCAAAAGAUGAAUCAAAACACAAAUUUGAUUUCAAGUGCCUUCUUUAUUAUUCGACCAAAGUACUAUUCACAUGACACAUAUGUACUGUUCUUUCAGUUUACAGCUGCUUGAUGGCAAUCAAAUUGCCUGUUUUUGAUAAACUUGCUCUAAAUGAUAUGUACAUAUACAUGUAGGUAUAUUCACAUUACAUUCUAUUCACAUUAUCUCUAUAUUGUUAAUAGCGAUGUCUUAUUGAGCAUACAUACCGUCCAGAGAUAGUGCAGCAUCAGUUCCUUGGGAUAUACACAACUAAAUAUAAAAAAAACUACAAACAUAAAUGUAAAUGAAGUCAACAACUUAGAGAUCUUCAGUUACUACAAGUUUUGCAUCAUCACCCACUGAAAUUCUAGCUACAUCCUGGUGGGGCCUGGUGCCCUCCUGUUGCUGCUCCAUUCACCAACAAUUUAAGGGGCAAGCCCGGUCAGCUCAGAACUCUGAGCUCUAGCAGCCCCCAUAGGAAGCUACAAUGUAGUCAGACCAGUGAGUGAUGAUAAAUAAAGUGCACUUUACAUUAUACAAAACAAAUUCAAUUUCUAAUAAAUAUGGACUUAGUUGUCAAAAGCAUUUAAGGUUGAACAUUUACAUUCUAUUCACACUAUCUAUGUAUUCAGUACAUUAUAUACAUCUUUGAGCCUAAAGAGUAUCACAGGAGAUUAUAAUAUCUCAUGUUCACGCUAUCUUUGUAUUCAGUUCAUUUGAGCCUAAAAAGUGUCACAGGAGAUUAUAAUAUCUCAUGUUCACACUAUCCAUGUAUUCAGUUCAUUAUGUACAUCUUUGAGCAUAAAGAGUAUCACAGGAGGUUAUAAUAUUUCAUGUUUUUUAAAGAGGCUUCAUUUUUGCUUGCUUAUCCCUGCCAUGCUCGUGUAAAGUCAUGAACCUGUAUUUGAAGUCUAGCCUAAUUUAAGUCAUUGUCUAAGUACGUGCUAAAUUAUGGGAAGCCAAAUACAUCAUUACUUGUUUUACAGUGUAUGUUUCUUAUAUCUGCAUGUAUUGUCCUCAUGCUGGACAAAGACUUCUAAUUAUCAUUCACAAAAAGUAUAUUGAACCUCUACUGUUAAACAAAAAAUAUGCCACACUUGGCUAUCCAUAGUUAAAUCACAACUAUGGAUAGCCAAGCAUUUAAUGUUAAAUCCUAGUUCAGGACAAGGAUUCAGCGAGGCUAUAUAUACUCUUCAUGAUAUAUAAUAUGAGUAAAUUGAUUAUAUACCUCAUUCUCAUCAACACCGACAGUCAAUCCAAUGUGAACAUUCCACUUUUUCGAUUCCAUCAUGGUUCUGCAUUUUUGUGACGAUUCCGUCUGUUGUUUUACAUCACCCCAUUAUAUUUGUUUCAUUUAGAUAUCAUGCUGCAUUGUUCCAGGGUCAGAGGUUAAGAAUAUAUAUAAUAUCUGUUAUAUGUUUUAUUAUUUUGUGGGCCUAUUUAGAAACUAAACCUCUGGAACUAUACACAUGCUGCAAAGGUUAAUUGUAGAUAUAAUAGUUCUUCUUUCUUUCAAACCUCUGGAUCUAUACACAUGCUGCAAAGGUUAAUUGUAGAUAUAAUAGUUCUCCUUUCUUUCAAAGUGUUUCAAGUAUGUGAUUUCAAGCACGUCCAUCAUAAAAAAAGUGCCUUUGUAACAAUGCAUUUAGUGUGAUAAUUUAUAUGAACAAUGUAGGCUGGAGAAUUAAUGUGUAUGUUUUCUUUCCUCCUCAAUUAAGAGUGAUAAAUUCAUGAAUUGAUUUUAUAUAGUUGUGAAGUUUCACUUUCAAGGUUAGAAUUGUAGAAAACAAUAACUAGUGGGUAAUAUUCUUUCACGGGGGUGGCUUUAAUUUGAUUAAGCUGCUUAUGUAGUUUCACAUGACUACGUGUAAAUGGGAUGAAAAAUAAGUUGCCAAACGAUUAAUAAAAUGAAAUAGAUCGUAAUAACAAUGAUAACUGCAUAAAUAUUAUACAAAUAAUGCACGUAAGCGCGUGCAUGCAGGGCCAAAUAAUGAACGAUGGGCGAGAAGAGCCAAUGGAUAUACCGCACGACCGAGUGCGGUAUAUCCAUAUGGCGAGUCGAGCACAGAGUUCAUUAUUUAGGUCCUCUUUGCACAAGAAUGCGUGCAUUGUUUGUUUUAUACAACCCCUCUCCUCCCCCAUGUUACUGAGUUGCCCCGAUUGCUAUAUUUGAUCUAAAUUCUAGAUAAUUCCAGACCUCGUACUAUCCUGCACUCUGACGUCAGAGUACAGGAUAGUGCAUUUUGGAUGCAAUAGUGCGAUUUGCUGAAUAUCAUCCGAUUUGGACCAAUCAGAUUACAGAAUGUUCUUGGGAGUUGUAUAAAUGAUAAUGAUAGUAAUGUGUGCCUUGAGUGUCAUGUUAUUUUUUUUGGGGGGGGGGUUCAAAUGAAUAAACUUGAAACUUAAACUUUUUAAAUUAUCGGCAAAUGUGUGUGCUUUAUAUAUAUUAAAUUAUUAUUGUUAUGUGUGAAGGCAACUUUCAGAGAAGAUAUUAAAUUGAUUUUUUCACUGGCAUCUCCUUAGAAUGAGAGAGGUGCAAAGAUAAUUUAGAUUAAUAGGGCUUAUAUUUUGGUAUUAAUUUGAUGGAUGAUUUUAGAAAUGACCCAGAGUUCAUUUUGGCUUUCCAUAAUCCUUUUAUGAAGAAAGUCAUGCAUAACCAUAGAAACAUCAAUAUUGAAUUUAAGACAAUUUUUCGAAUUGGCAACAUUAUUUUUUUAUCAUUGUAGCAUUUACAUUUAAAGAGAUUAAUAAAAAAAUGCCAUUUGAAGUUGCCCAUUUGCAUGGAAAAUGUUGAUUUUAACAUUUCCUUGACAUUGCUAAUUUUUAAUUAGUUAAUGCAAUGAAGUACAAAUGAAAACUGAGCUCCAUAAGUAAGUUUGUCGAUUUGAUCUUCUUAUGUAUGAUAUUCAUGAAACCAUCAGUGUAAACAUUGUCUUUUGGACAUACUCCUGGUAUUUCAACCAAACCCUGUAAAAGUGACACUUGACAAAUUGAGUAUGUUUUUAACAAUUGUUGUGCUAUAAAGCAUUUUUUAUUGUGAAGAAAUUGGUGUUGUGUAGCUUGAUUUUUUUUGACAAAGGUUUCCUUAACCUUAGAAAUAGUGCAGUAUAAUAGAUUAUUACAUCUGCUUAUGUUUGUAAGAAAUGAAUGGAUCAUGUUGAUGUAAAAAGUCUUACCAGUGCAUAUUUGUGUAAAUAACUGUCUAUAUCAAUUUAUAUAUUUGUGUACUUUUGAUAUGUGUCUGUAAGAAGUAGGCUUGUUUAUUGCAUUGAUGCUUUCAUUUUAACCAGUUUGUCUGCCUAUAGCUGCCAAUUUUGUGGAUUUUAUCCUAAUCCUUAUGAUUAUUUGCAAAAUAGCGCGCUAUUUAUGAAUUACCCCGCUACUUCGCAGGCGCAGACGCGCUCGGGAUUAUUUAUUUUGCAAUAAUCCCAAGUUGACUUGGGAUUGCAAUCUCAAGAUUAAUCCUGCAAACUAGCUUGAUAAUUGCGUCUCCAUUACAAAUAAUCUAGAGAUUGUUCAGAUCGGGAUAAUUUGCCGGAUCAAAAAUAGCGCGCUAAUUUGAAAACUCGGGCUGGUGCAGACGGCCCUAUUGUUCCUCUCUGUUAAAGGCGAUUUUUAUAGUGAAUUAUAAAUAUAUGUACAAUUCCGUCCAUUAUCAUAUGAAAUGCUAUAAUAAAAUCAUCCUGUGUUUAAAUAAA
Molecule: messenger RNA, 7545 nt
Organism: Lytechinus pictus (painted urchin)
Lineage: Eukaryota; Metazoa; Echinodermata; Echinoidea; Temnopleuroida; Toxopneustidae
Product: leucine-rich repeat and death domain-containing protein 1-like
Exons: 6
Coding region: 154-2655 (833 amino acids)
Molecular function (GO): protein binding
Source: RefSeq, a predicted model, not a curated record